AUGGAUAAAUCCGUUUCGGAUUCUCGCAUAUGGCUUCGGGGUGAGAUAUCAAAACCCAUCUCCAUUAUUUACAUCUUCAUCCUGAUCAACACGGUAAAACUUACAGUUUCUCAGCCUUCUGCGACAGAAUGCAACCUCGACCUUCAAUUUUCAUCAGCCUUAAGUAGUAGAGGUUGUGAAUGGGGAGAUUGGGGUGGGUUUCUACACAAUAGUAGUUGUGGUGUAGCAUUCCAUACUUACCUGUAUGCAUUGGGGAAGUGGGCAAAUCAAACAGGACAAAUAUUUAUAAACUCUACCGAGCAGAAAAAUUGUCUGAAUUCGAUGAAAAGCUUUGCAGACAAUGCUUUCGGUUGUGGCAUUGAGAAGCUAACAAGAGGAGGUGGUGGCUGUUUAGAUUUCUCCGUUGAACUUGUCACUAGAAAGUUGGGGGGUGAAUUAAGAAGAUUAAAUGAACACUGUGAACUCGUGAAAUCCAAUGAAGAAUGUGAUCAGUCAUGCGAAUCUUGUGCGAAUACUUGGGAAAGCAUAAGCAGAACACGUUCCAUAUCUGCCAUUGCUGGGGUUAACAUUGAUGAAAUAGUCAUCUGUCAGUUUGCAGUGCUGGUGUCCUUAAUAAGUAGAAUUGGAGAUCCGAUGCAUGCCCAUACACUUCUAAGAUGCCUAGGGGCACAAAAGAUGAACGACGGGAAUACAUCAGCUGCAGGAGAUAAUCAAGCACCGAAAGGUACAAGCUGGAAGAUUCAAAUUAGCACAGGUGUUGGGAUUCUAGCUGGAAGCAUUGUAGGCAUUGCACUGAUAGUAGUAGUCAUUGCCAGAAAAAUCUUGUCAAAAGGAUGUUCCAAAUCAAGUCCACCGCGGAAAAAGGAUGCUUUCAAAAAUAUAUUUCCAAAAGAGUCUGCUUGUCGGAAAGUUCCUAUCAAGGAGGUGUAUUCUGCCACAGAUAAUCUAAGUGACGAAAACUUCAUUGGUGAAGGAACUGCUGGAAAGGUGUACAAAGGUAUACUGUCAAAAAAUCAGCAUGUUGCCAUCAAGCACAUCAUCAAUGAUGGAGACGUCGAGUCCUUUGUCAGGGAAGUAACAAGCUUAUCGCAUGUCAGACACCCAAACCUCGUCGCAUUGCUGGGUUGUUCUGUGAGGGAAAACGAGUGUUUCCUUGUCUAUGAGUUUUGCCCCUACGGCAACCUCUCAGAAUGGCUUUUUGGGAAAGAUACUGUCCUGACCUGGAUCCAGAGGCUUGAGAUUGCAAUUGAUAGUGCUCGAGGUCUUUGGUUUCUCCACACUUAUGCAGAAGGCUGCAUUGUUCAUCGUGAUGUCAAGCCAACAAACAUUCUUCUUGGGACGAACUUCGAAGCCAAGCUCUCAGACUUUGGGUUGUCUAAAAUCAUCGACAUGGGGAAGACGCAUGUGAGCUCAGAAGUCAGAGGAACUUUUGGGUAUGUCGAUCCUGAGUACAGAAUCAACCGCCGUGUAAAUUCAUCUGCUGAUGUCUACAGCUUUGGCAUGGUCCUUCUGCAGAUACUUUCUGGAAAGAAAGUAAUCAACUUGAAUCUAAAGAAGCCAAUGUCAUUAGCUAAAAUGGCAACAAUACUUACCAGAGGUGGCAGUGUUGUGGAGUUUGCUGACCCAAAACUUAAGGGGGCUUAUUCCAUAGAAGCAUUUGAACUAACACUUCACCUAGCUCUGUCAUGCACAUCACUUGGGGAACAACGACCUUCUAUGAAGCGGGUUCUUGAAAGAUUAGAAGAAGCCCUCGAAAUAUCAACAAGGGCCACAGCUUGUAUCCCUGUUGGAACUACACCAGACGAGUCUUGA
This is a messenger RNA of Juglans regia (Persian walnut), 1812 nucleotides long. Its product is annotated as probable receptor-like protein kinase At1g30570. The coding region runs from base 1 to 1812 and encodes 603 amino acids. NCBI's taxonomy places the organism in Eukaryota, Viridiplantae, Streptophyta, Magnoliopsida, Fagales, Juglandaceae. The transcript has 8 exons. The record is from RefSeq and is a predicted model, not a curated record. Gene Ontology annotation, biological process: protein phosphorylation. Gene Ontology annotation, molecular function: protein kinase activity; ATP binding.